Microthlaspi erraticum is the source of this 2604-nucleotide messenger RNA. The record is from the annotation of a GenBank genome assembly. Lineage: Eukaryota; Viridiplantae; Streptophyta; Magnoliopsida; Brassicales; Brassicaceae.
AUGGAGAACAACAACAACCUUGGCCUUCGCUUUCGCAGGAUUCCUCGCCAGCCUGUUGCUCUCCCUAAGCUCGAUCCUCUGCUUGACGAAAAUCUGGAACAGUGGCCGCAUAUGAAUCAAUUGGUUCAAUGCUACGGAACGGAAUGGGUCAAGGAUGUUAACAAAUAUGGACACUAUGAGCAUACUCGUCCUGAUACUUUCCACACUCAGAUUUUCGAAGGACCUGAUACUGAUACUGAGACUGAAAUCCGUCUUGCUAGUGCUAGGAGUGCUCAAUUGGAAGACGAUGUUGCCAGCAUUUCCGGGAGGCCGUUUUCUGAUUCUGGAUCCUCCAAGCACUUUGGGCAACCUCCGCUCCCUGCUUAUGAACCAGCUUUUGAUUGGGAAAAUGAAAGAUCUAUGAUAUUUGGCCAGAGAACUCCUGAAACUCCUGCAGCAAGCUAUUCCAGUGGAAUGAAGAUCUCUGUCAGAGUUUUGUCUCUAGCUUUUCAGUCUGGUUUAGUUGAACCAUUUUUUGGCUCGAUUUCAUUGUACAAUCAAGAGAGGAGGGAGAAGCUCUCUGAGGAUUUUUACUUCCAUAUAUUGCCAACGGAAAUGCAAGAUGCUAAACUUUCAUCUGAAAAUCGUGGAGUGUUUUAUCUAGAUGCCCCAUCAGCAUCCGUUUGCCUGCUGAUUCAGUUAGAAAAAACAGCAACUGAGGAGGGAGGCGUUACAUCAUCUGUCUAUUCCCGUAAAGAACCUGUGCACUUAACUGAGAGGGAAAAGCAAAAGUUGCAGGUCUGGUCCCGCAUUAUGCCUUACCGUGAAUCUUUUGCCUGGGCAGUUGUUCCACUUUUUGAUAAUAAUAUCACCACAAAUGCUGCUGAAUCUGCGUCCCCUAGCAGUCCUCUUGCCCCCAGUAUGACUGCGUCAAGUUCCCAUGAUGGUGUUUUUGAACCCAUUGCAAAGAUCACGUCAGACGAAAAGCAAGGUUAUUCAGGUGGAAGUUCUGUCGUAGUUGAAAUAUCUAAUUUAAACAAAGUCAAGGAGAGCUACUCGGAGGAGUCAAUUCAGGACCCUAAACGGAAGGUUCAUAAACCUGUUAAAGGGGUUCUAAGACUGGAAAUUGAGAAACAUCGUAAUGGACAUGGAGACUUUGAAGAUCUAUCUGAGAAUGGAAGUAUCAUAAAUGACUCUAUUGAUCCGACUGACCGCCUCAGUGACCUGACACUUAUGAAGUGUCCCAGUUCUGGUUCUGGUGGACCCCAUAGUAGCGGUUCCAAGUGGCAUACAGAGGAGGGAAAGGAUGUUUCAAGAAACCUAACAAGCUCAAGUGGGAAUCUUGACAAUUGUUAUUAUGCUUUUGAUUUCUGCUCCACGACAAGAAACGAGCCUUUUCUACAUCUCUUCCACUGCCUUUAUGUGUAUCCUAUAGCUGUUACUUUGAGUCGGAAGAGGAAUCUCUUUAUCCGUGUAGAAUUGAGAAAGGAUGAUGCAGAUGUUCGAAAACAACCACUCGAGGCAAUCUAUCCAAGAGAGCCUGGUGUGUCACUUCAGAAGUGGGCUCAUACGCAAGUUGCUGUUGGAGCUAGAACUGCUAGUUACCAUGAUGAACUUAAGGUGUCUCUUCCUGCCACAUGGACGCCAUCACAUCAUCUGCUGUUCACUUUUUUUCAUGUUGAUCUCCAGACAAAGCUUGAAGCUCCAAGACCAGUAAUUGUUGGAUAUGCAUCACUUCCAUUAUCUACCUAUAUCCACUCGCGUUCUGAUAUUUCUCUACCAGUAAUGAGAGAACUGAUUCCCCACUAUCUGCAGGAAACCACAAAGGAUAGAUUGGAUUAUUUGGAAGAUGGCAAGAAUAUUUUCAAAUUGCGACUAAGACUUUGUUCAUCGCUUUAUCCCACCAAUGAACGUGUCAGGGAUUUCUGUCUAGAGUAUGAUAGACAUACCCUUCAAUCAAAACCUCACUGGGGUUCAGAACUGUUGCAGGCAAUAAACAGUUUGAAGCACGUUGACUCCACUGCCCUGCUUCAGUUCCUUUACCCAAUUCUUAACAUGCUCCUUCAUCUUAUUGGCAAUGGUGGAGAAACUCUUCAGGUCGCAGCAUUCAGAGCCAUGGUUGAUAUUUUAACUCGGGUGCAGCAGGUGUCGUUUGAUGAUGCUGACCGAAAUCGUUUCCUGGUCACCUUUGUUGAUUACUCUUUUGAUGAUUUUGGAGGCAAUCAACCACCGGUUUAUCCUGGAUUAUCAACUGUGUGGGGGAGUUUAGCUAGAAGCAAGGCUAAAGGUUACCGGGUUGGACCUGUAUAUGACGAUGUUUUAUCAAUGGCGUGGUUUUUCCUCGAGUUAAUUGUUAAAUCAAUGGCAUUGGAGCAGGCACGUCUUUUUGAUCAUAAUCUACCUUCAGGCGAGGAUGUUCCACCCAUGCAGCUCAAAGAAAGUGUUUUUCGAUGUAUCAUGCAAUUGUUUGAUUGUCUCUUAACUGAAGUACAUGAACGUUGUAAAAAGGGGUUAAGCUUGGCGAAACGUCUAAACAGCAGUUUGGCCUUCUUCUGUUAUGAUCUAUUGUAUAUCAUUGAGCCCUGCCAGGUCUAUGAACUGAUCUUAGCGAUCAGUUGUCAGUAG